AUGUUCCUUCGGCAUUUGUGUCUCAAUAAUUUUUGUACAUUUUUUGCCAUCUCACAGGCGAUGGAAGCACAAGUGGACGCCGGUCGAGCCCGUUCCGUCGGGCUGUCGAAUUUCAACUCCAGCCAGAUAAAACGCAUCUGGCAGGCUGCUCGCAUCAAGCCGGCCAACCUGCAGGUGGAGCUGCACGUCUACUUCCAGCAGCGGGAGUUGGCAGCCUUUUGCAAAGCACUCGACAUGACGGUCUGCGCAUUCGUUCCAUUGGGGUCUCCUCAGAUGCCCAACCUGUUCCACGCAAGAGGCGGUGAUGCCAGCAAGUUAGUAAGCUUGAGCCCCAUGACAGAUCCGGUAGUGUCACGUAUUGCAGAGAAGUACAAGAAGACGACUGCUCAAGUGUUACUGCGUCACACCGUACAGCGAGGCAUUGUGGUCAUCCCAAAAAGUGUCAACCCUGAUCGCAUCAAGCAGAACUUCGAUAUUUUCGAUUUUGAACUGACGCAAGAAGAUAUGGAUGAACUAGAUGCUCUUGACAAAGGACCAAAGGGCCGAAUGUUUAAUGAUGCUAUUGCACCAGAAAGAACAAAACAUCCAGAGUAUCCAUUCCACGAGAGAUACUGAUACUUCAAUACUUGCAGCACUAGACAAUGUAUUGGAAGCUUUAUCAGGGACGUCUGAUGAAAUUAAUUCUUGGCAGCAUAUGUGAUUGCUGCCUUUUCUGCAGACAUUUAUAACAAAAUUUUUGUGAUUAUAUAUUCUCUAAUGAAAAAAUACAAAAGUAUGUUUUUAGUAAA
Schistocerca serialis cubense is the source of this 788-nucleotide messenger RNA. Its product is annotated as aldo-keto reductase family 1 member D1-like. Gene Ontology annotation, molecular function: oxidoreductase activity. The transcript is spliced from 4 exons. The record is from RefSeq and is a predicted model, not a curated record. Bases 1 to 615 code for a protein of 204 amino acids. NCBI's taxonomy places the organism in Eukaryota, Metazoa, Arthropoda, Insecta, Orthoptera, Acrididae.